Molecule: messenger RNA, 1052 nt
Organism: Cricetulus griseus (Chinese hamster)
Lineage: Eukaryota; Metazoa; Chordata; Mammalia; Rodentia; Cricetidae
Source: RefSeq, a predicted model, not a curated record
CCUGGGCUCAGGCGGAGGCGGGGCAGACGCGGAUCUGACUUCCAACAUGGCGCACGCAGGCGGCGGAGGCUCCGCGGGCCGGGGGUUCGGCGGCUCCCGCUGGGGUCGUUCGGGCUCCGGAGGCCACGAGAAGCUGCCGGUGCACGUGGAGGACGCUCUCACCUACCUUGACCAGGUGAAGAUCCGCUUUGGCAGCGACCCUGCCACCUACAACGGCUUCCUGGAGAUCAUGAAGGAGUUCAAAAGCCAGAGCAUCGACACCCCUGGUGUGAUCAGGCGCGUGUCUCAGCUCUUCCAUGAGCACCCUGACCUCAUUGUGGGAUUUAAUGCUUUCCUCCCGCUCGGAUACCGCAUAGAUAUUCCCAAGAAUGGCAAGUUGAACAUCCAGUCACCUUUGGCCAGCCAGGAGAACUCCCACAGCCAUGGUGACUGUGGGGAGGAUUUCAAGCAGAUGUCCUACAAGGAGGACAGAGGCCAGGUGCCCUUGGAGUCGGACUCUGUGGAGUUCAACAAUGCUAUCAGCUAUGUGAACAAGAUCAAGACCCGCUUUCUGGACCACCCUGAGAUCUACAGGUCCUUCCUAGAGAUCCUUCACACCUAUCAGAAGGAGCAGCUGCAUACUAAGGGUCGUCCAUUCCGUGGUAUGUCUGAGGAGGAGGUCUUUACAGAGGUGGCCAAUCUCUUCCGUGGUCAGGAGGACCUGCUGUCAGAGUUUGGACAGUUCCUGCCUGAGGCAAAGCGGUCCCUGUUCACAGGCAGUGGGUCGUGUGAGAUGAACAGUGUACAGAAGAGCGAGGAGAAGAGCCUGGAACACAACAAGAAGCGCUCUCGGCCCUCACUCCUGCGCCCUGUGUCUGCUCCAGCCAAGGUGGGACUGCAAUUGAAAUGUGCAGUUGUAUGGUUUGGUUACUGCACAACUGAGGAGUGAAGGUGGCUGACAACAGUUCCUGCCCCGCUCAUCACCCCGUGAUGGUGGACCUCUAGUUCUCUCAUUCCGUGUGUUUGCUAGUUGACUUUCUAUAGUAAUAAAGUUGUUUUGGCAUUUCUGUUUA